Impatiens glandulifera is the source of this 1313-nucleotide messenger RNA. Its product is annotated as traB domain-containing protein. The coding region runs from base 86 to 1255 and encodes 389 amino acids. The record is from RefSeq and is a predicted model, not a curated record. The transcript is spliced from 7 exons. Lineage: Eukaryota; Viridiplantae; Streptophyta; Magnoliopsida; Ericales; Balsaminaceae.
GCACAAAUGGUCCAAAUUCUUGUAGAGAGAAAGCUACUGGGAUUCUGGGUUUCAGGGUUUUCCCUUGUUCGGUUGUUCAUCUCUGAUGAUGGACUUCUCCAUGAAGAAGACUCUUCUUCUAGCAUCUUCCUUCUCAUUGCUAGGAGGAACCAAGUGCAUGAAUACCUACUCUUACCCCUUCAAGUCCCAUUCCAGAUCCUUAAAACCCAUCAGAGUGUCAAUUGCUCCUCCUCCACCUGAUUUCGACUAUAAAUCCUCACUCCUAACUCAAUCUCGACAGGCAAUUGCUCGCGCCCAUCCCGAAUUGCUCGAUUUAGCCGACAACGGAAGCUUGGUUCUCAUCUCUAAGACCCAAUUCGGCCCUGUCCCCCCCUGGCGAACCGAGUUUGUCGAGCCGGAGGCUAUUUGGCUCAUCGGAACUUCUCACAUCUCCCCUCAAUCGGCAUCCGAUGUUGAGCGCGUUCUCCGUACAGUCAACCCGGAUAAUGUUGUCGUGGAGCUCUGCAGAAGCAGAGCUGGGAUUAUGUAUACUGGUGAUGAGCCAGGUCAACAACUACGCUCAAAUAUGUUCUCUUUAUCGGGGGCAGGAUUUUUUGGUGCCGUUGGCCGCAGUUUAGAUUUGGGUGGUCAGACUGCUCUCGCGUUGCGUCUACUUUUAGCAACUUUUUCGUCGAAAAUCUCUUCAGAUGUGAACCGUCCUUUCGGGGAUGAGUUUCGAGCUGCUAGGAGAGUAUCGGAAAACAUUGGCGCUCAAAUUGUUCUGGGGGAUCGACCAAUUGAGAUCACUCUCGAAAGGGCAUGGAAUUCCCUAGAUUGGAACGAGAAGCUGAACCUUCUACUCUCUGUAUUUCGCGGAAUAACAUCCUCGUCUAUAGACACAACCAAAUUUAAGGAGUUGCAGGAUGAUGAUAGCUCUUACCAGCUAUACGAGCAACUAAGUUUUUCUUAUCCAUCGCUUCUGCAAUCACUCAUUCACGAACGAGAUGUAUAUAUGUCUUGGUCUUUGAAGAGGAGCAAGGCUGUAAACAACAGCAAGAGAGUGGUUGGUGUUAUUGGAAAAGGCCACUUGAAUGGUGUGAUUUACUCGUUAAUAUCCGACACUGGUAACUUGCGGUUUAGGGACCUUGCAGGGAAGAAAUCUUCCGGUGAUGCCUCCGGUUCUUGGGUCGUCACCCUUCUGAAAAACCUGGCCAGAGAUACCCUUAUUGGGAUUUUGUUAUGGGCAUUAUUUGAACAAAUCAAAAAACUUUCUUAGAUUGUUUAUCAAAGGUUAUAAUUGUGAAAAUUUAGAUAGUUGAUGUAUCAAAUUAAAG